Messenger RNA from Pyrenophora tritici-repentis Pt-1C-BFP, 3756 nucleotides. Lineage: Eukaryota; Fungi; Ascomycota; Dothideomycetes; Pleosporales; Pleosporaceae. The record is from RefSeq and is a predicted model, not a curated record.
AUGCGGCUUCUCCACUAUGACGCGCUGGGAAGGCUCGUCUUAACGGAUUUCCGCGGCAAGACGAUCCCACCCUACGCCAUUCUGUCGCACAGAUGGAGCGACGCUGAGAUCCUUAUCGAAGACAUAUUAAACGGAACCUACAAGGAGAAGGAAGAAGGCUAUCGAAAGCUUAGGUUCUGUGCUAAUCAAGCAGCCCAGGACAAUCUGCAGUACUUCUGGAUCGACACUUGCUGCAUCGACAGGUGGAACAACAAUGAGCGCUCGAAGGCUAUUAACUCGAUGUUCCAGUGGUACAAGAAUGCGGCGCAAUGCUACGUCUUCUUGCUAGACGUCUCGGUGUCGACUGAGGCAGAGCCGGUCCAACGCAGCGACUGGGAAGCGUUAUUCCGUGCAAGCGCAUGGUUCACUCGGGGAUGGACCCUGCAAGAGCUGAUUGCGCCAGCGUCAGUCGAUUUCUUCUCACGUGAAGGAUAUCCCAUAGGCGACAAAGCGUCGCUCGACCAGCUUAUCCACGAGAUUACUAACAUCCCGCUCGCGGCGUUGCGUAACUGUCCUUUACACGAGUUCAGUACAUCCGAGCGAGAGAGAUGGGCCGAAAGUCGCAGAACAACGGAAGGGGAAGACGUUGUAUACUGCCUGCUUGGGAUUCUUGGUGUCUCUAUGCCCACCACGUAUGGCGAAGGACAGGAGAGUGCACGACGCAGACUGCGGGCUGAAUUGGAGGGAGCUGUUGACGCACCGUCGAUCAUUCCCUUCUCACGAAACCCCCGCUUUGUAGGCCGAGAGUCACAGCUCGCCGAGCUAGAAGCAAAGCUCUUUAGCAACGACCAGACCACGACCACACUAGCAAUCGUUGGACCUGGCGGAACUGGCAAGUCGCAGCUCGCGCUCGAGGUUGCGCACAGAACAAGGCAGAACAACAAGAACUGCUUGGUCUUUUGGAUGGACGCAAGCGACAAAGACAGUCUCUACCAGUCCUAUGCAAGUGUUGCGCAGAAGAUUAGCGUUCUAGGCUGGGACGACGACCAGGCCGACAUGAAGCAGCUUCUGAAACGCUGUCUAGUAGAGAUUAGUGCCCGAAAAUGCUUAAUGAUCUUCGACAAUACAGAGCACACCACCCUGCGAUCUAGCGGCUCAUGCACGACAGAAGCCUCAGAUCUGGCCGAUUGUUUACCGCAGUCUAAACUAUGUUCUGUCAUCUUCACAACAACGAACAGCGCUACAGCUCAGGCGCUCGCUUUACAGAACAUCAUAACGCUGCGAAAGUUAACACUAGAUGCAGCGCUAAGAAUGCUGCAAGUCCGCUUAGCGAAGACGCUCGCGAACAUUGAGCAGCUGGAAGCCGAGCACCUGCUUAGAGAGCUAUCGUAUCUGCCUCUAGCAGUUAUGCAAGCAGCGGCCUAUAUAGAGGCUAGCGGUAUAACAGUGCAAGAGUAUCGAUCACGACUAGAUGAUUAUAAAGAACCAGCUAUCGAGCACAGCGGUGACUCGUCUGAAGGCAGAAUACAAGAGUCUGGCGUGGAAGGCCCUGUAGCUGCUGCACUGUUUCUCUCCAUAGACCAGAUUAGCCGUGAUCAUGCGUUUGCCGCAGACUGUCUGUUUCUUGCUGCAUGCGUAGACCGAAAGGACAUCUCGCUUGAUCUUCUAGAGGCAGUCUCGAUGCAAGCAAGAGAAGAUGCUAUUAGGAUGCUUGAUAAGUAUGCGCUUGUCACCAGACGACCUGCUGAGUCUGCGCUAGAUCUUCAUCGACUCGUCCAUCAAGCCCUACGUAAGCGACUGCAAAUGCAGGGACAGCUCCAAGAAUGGACUCAACGCACUAUCACACAGCUACUUCAAGUGUUUCCAGACGAUGACCAUAGUAACAGAAGCAAGUGGAGACGACUGCUUCCGCAUGCCCAGUAUGCUUUGUCACAUAGUUCGGCGGAUAAUAACGACGAAGAAAGAACACGCCUUGCAUCAAAAUGUGCUACGGCUCUGUUUAGUGACGGACGGUAUGAGGAGGCCGAAGAGCUAUAUGUGCAAGUGAUGCAGACGAGGAAGAGAGUGCUUGGCGACGAGCAUCCUGACAUGCUGAGCAGCAUGAACAACCUAGCGGCGACGUACUGGAACCAAGGGCGAUGGAAGGAGGCCGAAGAGCUGCAGGUGCAAGUGAUGCAGACGAGGAAGAGAGUGCUUACCGACGAGCAUCCUGACACUCUGACCAGCAUGAACAACCUAGCAUUGACGUACUGGAACCAAGGGCGAUGGAAGGAGGCUGAAGAGCUGCAGGUGCAAGUGCUACAGACGAGAAAGAGAGUGCUUAGCGACGAGCAUCCUGACACUCUGACCAGCAUGAACAACCUAGCGUCGACGUACAGGAACCAAGGGCGAUGGAAGGAGGCCGAAGAGCUGGAAAUGCAAGUGCUACAGACGAGCAAGAGAGUGCUUAGCGACGAGCAUCCUAACACGCUGACCAGCAUGGCCAACCUAGCGGCGACGUACAGGAACCAAGGGCGAUGGAAGGAGGCUGAAGAGCUGCAGGUGCAAGUGCUACAGACGAGAAAGAGAGUGCUUAGCGACGAGCAUCCUAACACGCUGACCAGCAUGGCCAACCUAGCGGCGACGUACAGGAACCAAGGGCGAUGGAAGGAGGCCGAAGAGCUGCAGGUGCAAGUGCUACAGACGAGCAAGAGAGUGCUUACCGACGAGCAUCCUGACACGCUGACCAGCAUGGCCAACCUAGCGUCGACGUACAGGAACCAAGGACGAUGGAAGGAGGCCGAAGAGCUGGAAAUGCAAGUGCUACAGACGAGCAAGAGAGUGCUUAGCGACGAGCAUCCUAACACGCUGACCAGCAUGGCCAACCUAGCGGCGACGUACAGGAACCAAGGGCGAUGGAAGGAGGCUGAAGAGCUGGAAGUGCAAGUGCUGCAGACGAGCAAGAGAGUGCUUACCGACGAGCAUCCUGACAUGCUGAGCAGCAUGAACAACCUAGCGUUGACGUACUGGAACCAAGGGCGAUGGAAGGAGGCUGAAGAGCUGCAGGUGCAAGUGAUGCAGACGAGGAAGAGAGUGCUUACCGACGAGCAUCCUGACACGCUGACCAGCAUGAACAACCUAGCAUUGACGUACUGGAACCAAGGGCGAUGGAAGGAGGCUGAAGAGCUGCAGGUGCAAGUGCUGCAGACGAGCAAGAGAGUGCUUACCGACGAGCAUCCUGACAUGCUGAGCAGCAUGAACAACCUAGCGUUGACGUACUGGAACCAAGGGCGAUGGAAGGAGGCCGAAGAGCUGCAGGUGCAAGUGAUGCAGACGAGGAAGAGAGUGCUUACCGACGAGCAUCCUGACACUCUGACCAGCAUGAACAACCUAGCGUUGACGUACAGGAACCAAGGGCGAUGGAAGGAGGCUGAAGAGCUGCAGGUGCAAGUGAUGCAGACGAGGAAGAGAGUGCUUACCGACGAGCAUCCUAACACGCUGACCAGCAUGGCCAACCUAGCGGCGACGUACAGGAACCAAGGGCGAUGGAAGGAGGCCGAAGAGCUGCAGGUGCAAGUGCUACAGACGAGCAAGAGAGUGCUUAGCGAUGAGCAUCCUGACACGCUGAACAGCAUGCAUAAUCUCGCCUUCACGCUGCAGUCGCAAGCUCGUCACGAAGAGGCUUUUGCACUGAUAGAAAGAUGCUUACAGCUGCGUGAGCAGGUUCUUGGCAAGGAACACCCUAAUACACAGUUAUCGCUUAGUAUCCUGAGCAGCUGGCGAGUCGAGUGUGAGUAA